GUUUCACAGUUACUCGAGUUCAUUGUUUGCACCAUUUUAUUCUGUAGUUCACUUUGUUUACUUAAUUUGUUUUGCCUUUUUCUUUUGCUCCAUUGAUUGUUCCAUACGAGCUCAAACACAAAAUAUUGAAAUCGAAAACCCUAUUUUAUUCGAAUGGGCUUUUAUUAAAAUGGGCUCUAAGGGUUCCUAUGUGCUGAUGUUAAUUGAAAUAAAGAAUGUUAUGGGCAAUGUAAUGGGUUCUUUUAUAUGAGUGGUGAACGUUAAUUUGAUGGUUAAACUAUUAAAAUAUAUUUCUUCUGGUUGCAUGUUGUUGUGUUGGCUGAGAUAAUUAAACUUGAGGCACAGUUGAAAUUGCAUAGUGAAUGUUAGAUAGUCUCUUCUCUGUAUCCUUUUGUGGGAGUGCAAUCUGUGAAGAAAAGCUUGUAUCACUGCGUACUGAAGAAAAUGUUUCAGGGCAUGAGUCUGCAAUGCAAAUCGCAACGAUUGUUAUGACAUGCUGCUAAAGCCACCAAAAACAGAGCUGCUUGCAUAAAUAAAAUACAAUUGAAAGCUUGGAAGCCAGAAGCUAACUAAUUAAGAUGAUCUUUUAAAGCUUAUAAAAGCUAUCAUUCGUUGUACAUGAAAAGGAGGGAUCUUUUAGUCAAGCUAUUGGAAACGUGCUGCAGUAAGAUAUCAAUUACACAGUUGCACUCACAGUGUUUGAAAGUAGGCCUUGUCCAUGAUAGUUUCAUUGCGACCAAGCUUAAUGUUCUUUAUGCUAGAUAUGCAUCACUUUGCCAUGCAUAUAAGCUGUUUGAAGAAACACCUUGUAAAACUGUCUAUCUAUGGAAUGCUUUGCUUAGGAGCUAUUUUUCAGAAGGAGAAUGGGUAGAGGCGAUAUCUCUAUUCCAUCAAAUGAAUGCCAAUGCGGUGUCAACUGAGGAAAGACCUGACAAUUACACAGUGUCUAUUGCCUUAAAAUCAUGUGCAGGUUUGCGGAAGCUUGGGCUGGGGAAAACGAUUCAUGGAUUUCUCAAGAAGAAGAUAGAUAAUGACAUGUUUGUGGGGUCUGCAUUGAUUGAGUUGUAUUCAAAGUGUGGACAAAUGAAUGAUGCUGUGAAAGUGUUUGUGGAGUAUCCAAAACCAGAUGUGGUUUUAUGGACUUCAAUAGUUACUGGGUAUGAGCAGAAUGGAAGUCCUGAACUUGCACUUGCAUUUUUCUCCCGAAUGGUAUUGUUGGAGCAAAUAAGUCCUGAUCCAGUAACACUUGUUAGUGCUGCUUCUGCUUGUGCUCAGUUAUCUGAUUUUAAUCUUGGAAGAAGUAUACAUGGUUUUGUAAAACGAAGGGGUUUUGAUACUAAGCUAUGUUUGGCCAAUUCUAUGCUAAAUUUAUAUGGAAAAACUGGUUCCAUCAAGAGUGCAGCUAAUUUGUUCAGGGAAAUGCCAAAUAAAGAUAUUAUAUCUUGGAGCUCAAUGAUUGCCUGUUAUGCUGAUAACGGAGCUGAAACCAAUGCAUUAAAUCUUUACAAUGAAAUGAUAGAUAAGAGAAUUAAACCCAACAGGGUUACUGUGGUUAGUGCACUGCGAGCUUGUGCUUCCACUUCAAAAUUGGAAGAAGGUAUGCAGAUUCAUAAAUUAGCAGUCAAUUAUGGUUUUGAGUUGGAUAUCAAUGUCUCUACAGCUCUUAUGGACAUGUACAUGAAGUGCUUUUCACCUGAAAAUGCAAAUGACCUUUUCAACAGGAUGCCCAAGAAGGACGUAGUUUCUUGGGCUGUUUUGUUUAGUGGCUAUGCUGAAAUUGGAAUGCCUCAUAAGUCCAUGGGGAUUUUCUGCAACAUGUUAUCUAAUGGAACUCGACCUGAUGCUAUUGCUCUAGUGAAGAUUCUUGCAGCAAGUUCGGAAUUGGGGAUUCUUCGACAAGCUGUAUGUCUUCAUGCAUUUGUAACUAAAAGUGGAUUUGACAGUAAUGAAUUUAUUGGAGCGUCACUCAUAGAGUUGUAUGCAAAAUGCAGUAGCAUAGAUAAUGCUAACAAGGUUUUCAGAGGAAUGAUACAUAAAGAUGUUGUCACCUGGAGCUCAAUAAUUGCAGCUUACGGAUCCCAUGGGCAAGGAGAAGAGGCUUUGAAACUAUUUUAUGAGAUGGCUAAUCAUUCGCAUGUUAAGCCUAAUGAUAUAACUUUUGUUUCAAUUCUAUCUGCCUGUAGUCAUGCAGGUUUGAUUGAAGAAGGGAUAGAGAUAUUUCAUGUUAUGGUGAAUGAGUACCAAUUGAUUCCCCAUUCAGAGCAUUAUGGGAUAAUGGUUGAUCUUCUUGGUCGAAUGGGAGAGUUGGAUAAGGCGUUGGACGUGAUUAAUGACAUGCCCAUGCUACCUGGGCCUCAUGUAUGGGGAGCCUUACUUGGUGCAUGUCGUAUACAUCAAAAUAUAAAGAUGGGAGAGCUUGCAGCUCAAAAUCUUUUCCCAUUAGACCCUAAUCACGCAGGCUAUUAUAUACUCUUAUCAAAUAUAUAUUGUGUGGACAAGAAUUGGCAUGAUGCUGCAAAACUCAGGACAUUGGUAAAGGAGAAUAGAUUGAAGAAGAUUAUUGGUCAAAGCAUGAUUGAGAUAAAGAAUGAGGUCCAUAGUUUCGUGGCUGGUGAUAGAUUCCAUGGUGAAUCUGAUCAUAUAUAUGAAAUGCUGAGAAAAUUAGAUACAAAAAUGAGAGAAGAAGGUUGUGAUUCUCCUGUAGAGACACGGGAAAUAAAUUUCUAAUUAUUGCUAUGGCCUACAUGGAACAUUAAAUCUGAUGGGGGAGUUGAGUUGAAUUUAAAGAUUUUGAAUCAGAAACAUCUUUUUAUGCAUUAAAACCUAAUAUUUUGGAACAAAAUAAUAUUUUGCAUUGCAUUGUCAGACAUUUAAAUUUUAUGAAAUUUGACUUUUGUUGCUAGAACUCAUUUUGGGUUCUUAUCUAACUUUUUUGUGGGUGCUUCAAAUUUUGAAUAGGAUUGAAGAACAUUUGUUA
Messenger RNA from Cajanus cajan (pigeon pea), 2977 nucleotides. RefSeq names its product Tetratricopeptide repeat (TPR)-like superfamily protein. Gene Ontology annotation, molecular function: protein binding; RNA binding. Gene Ontology annotation, biological process: RNA modification. Lineage: Eukaryota; Viridiplantae; Streptophyta; Magnoliopsida; Fabales; Fabaceae. The record is from RefSeq and is a predicted model, not a curated record.